AUGAAACUGCUUUCUAGAAAUGAACCCAUACUAGCAGGCAGUAGUAUUUCUUCCCUGAGCCCCUUCAUAGAUGAGCAUGGUAUUCUUCGAGUUGGAGGGCGCAGAAGUAAAGCAGAGAUUUCAAGCAACAUAAAACAUCCAGCAAUUAUACCAAAAAAGUCACAUGUAGCCUCAUUGCUAGUGAGAUAUUUUCACGAAAAAGCCCAGCAUCAAGGAAGGCUCAUUACAGAAGCUACAUUAAGAAACAACGGUUUCUGGGUCAUUGGAGCAAAGAGACUUGUCUCAAGUGUAAUUCAUAAAUGUGUUGUCUGCAGAAAACUUAGAGGGAAAUUCCAAGGGCAAAGAAUGGCUGACCUACCUUCGGACAGAGUAACCCCAGGGGCUCCUUUCACUGUAGUUGGCGUAGAUGUGUCUGGGCCAUGUAACAUUGUGGCACGUAAGACGGGAGGCGGACUUGCAGAGAGCAAAAGAUGGGCCGUACUUUUCACAUGUCUUGGCACGAGGGCAGUUCAUAUUGAAGUCAUAGAAGAUAUGAGUAGUUCUGCCUUCAUAAACGCUUUAAGACGAUUCCUUGCCAUACGAGGCCCUGUCAAGGAAUUCCGUUCGGAUCGGGAAACAAAUUUCGUUGGAGCUCUUGAGGACAUACAAGCAAAAGGCAUCUGCGUAGAAGCCGGUCCGGUGAAGACACACCUACAAGACUCGAAGAUUGUCUGGAAAUUCAAUCCCCCACAUGCAUCGCACAUGGAUGGUGUUUGGUAG
Molecule: messenger RNA, 759 nt
Organism: Mya arenaria
Lineage: Eukaryota; Metazoa; Mollusca; Bivalvia; Myida; Myidae
Exons: 1
Coding region: 1-759 (252 amino acids)
Molecular function (GO): nucleic acid binding
Source: RefSeq, a predicted model, not a curated record